GGUGGGUGUAAACGCUGCAUGCGUUAAGAGUGCGGAGCGCCUUGAGAUAAUUACUCCCUCAACGCAGUUGACAACGAGUGAGCGAACAGGAAACUUUUGGAGACAAGCGCAGAGCCGCGAUUUGGAGAGGGGGUGGGGGGGUGGAAAUAAAAGAAGCCCUAUUCAAAAGAAAUUGCAACUGAGCCAGACCUGGUUAAGUUCCUAAUCAAAGAACUAGUACACAUUUUCGUCUGAGACACAGUGACAAAUUGAGGGGUCUUGCCUGGAUCAACAACUUUGGGGAACCUCACCUGGGGGUGGCUCUUAGAAAUUUACAAGAGAGGGCUGCUGGAUCCGAGCUGCAUUUCCCCAAUGAUGCAAGACCAGUACCACCCCCGACCCCCAUCACUGCUGACAGUUCCCAGCAAUCUACUAGUGAGCCUUCCUUUGGCAGCAUCUUCCAAACCCACGACCUCCACCACCUAGAAGGAUGAGGGUAGCAGAUGCAUGGGAACACUGCCACCUCCAAGUUCCCCUCCAAGUUACACACCAUCCUUACUUGAAAAUAUAUCACUUUCCUUCACUAUCGCUGGGUCAAAAUUCUGGAAUUCCCUUCCUAACAGCACUGUGGGUGUUCCUACAAUACAUGGAUUGCAGCGGGUUCAAGAAGAUCCAUACCACAUUAGCAACCAUCGCUAUGGUGAGGCUAACCUUUGUAACUACAAGCAUUGCUGUAUUUGUGGCUAUUCAGACAUUUGCUUUAAUCGUCAUCUACUCUAGACAAAAGGUGCAUUUAUCCCUAUCUGACGAACAGAAUAACAAAGUUCAUAUCCUGAUUCUUUCAUCCUGGAGGUCAGGUUCUUCAUUUGUGGGACAAAUAUUCAGUCAACACCCUGAUGUCUUUUACUUAAUGGAGCCUGCCUGGCAUGUGUGGGUAAGUAUGUAUCAGAACAGUGCAAAGGUCUUGCAAAUGGCUGUUAGAGACCUUAUACGAUCUACAUUCUUGUGUGACAUGUCAGUAUUUAAUUCCUACAUGCGUGAAAACAGACUGGUAUCUGAUUUGUUCCAAUGGGAGGUCAGCAGAGCUCUUUGCUCACCACCUACAUGUGACCAUUAUGAAAGGACAGACCUCAGCAAUGAAGAAAUAUGCAAGAAACAUUGCAACAUGUCAAAAUUUUAUAAAAUGGAAGAAGCAUGCAAAACAUACAAUCAUGUUGUGAUCAAGGAAGUGAGAUUCUUUGAGUUAAUGUCACUGUUUCCUCUCCUCACUGAUCCCUCACUGAACCUCAAAAUCAUCCACCUUGUUAGAGACCCUAGGGCUGUCAUUAAGUCCCGUGAUAAAUCAUUUCAUGCACUAAUGCGAGACAGCGGUAUUGUUUUGAAUGCUAAUGGUAAACCCAUUGAAAAAGACAAAGCUGAAACAUCAAAUUAUGAAGUCAUGAAAGAAGUUUGCAGAAGUCACAUACAGAUUCAUGAGACAGCGACCAAGCAAGCUCCAGACUUUCUGAAACAACGCUAUAUGAUGGUGCGGUAUGAAGACGUAGUAAGAGAUCCACUCAAUGAAAUAUCAGCAAUGUAUAAAUUUGCUGAUUUAGCUUUGACUCCAAAACUUAAGUCUUGGAUAUAUAACAUCACACACGGGGAAGGAACUGGAUCAGCUUUCAAAAUAACAUCUAGGAAUGCUAGAACCAUAUCACAGGCAUGGAGGACUGAGGUGCCAUUUGCAAAGAUUUUAAAAAUACAGGAUAUCUGUAGGGGAGCCAUGAAUGUGCUUGGAUAUCGACUAGUUGAAUCUGAACGUGAACAGAAACUAUUAUCCCUAGAUCUUGUCUUACCGCUGAAAAAAUACAAGUUUAGCUGGUUGAGUUCUGAUGAGAAUCCAGUUUAAAUCAUAAAUGUCCUUCUGGGCAUCCAGGAACGUACUUCAUAUUGUGUUCGUCUGCUGUUUUUGAUUUAAUAAAACCUUCUGAAGUGUGUAUGAAAUGCAGAAGGAUUGCUAGAUCCUUACAGAACAUUACUGAGUUGUCAUAUUGCAAAGUUGUCAAAAUAAGCCAGAUGUUUCCAUAUUAUCCUUUGUGAUAAAUUACAGUGGUUUCAGACAUAGCACUACAAUUACAAGAUAUGCACGUUGAAAGAUGUAAUUCAUACCAUAUUUAGCAGUUAAUUUUGCAGCUGGAAUACUUCAUUUUUUGGAGGACUAUGUAUCUGUGAUAAAUUCUGUUUUAAUUUUUUUUUAGUUUAGUGACGAUAAGUUGUCCCUUUCAAUAUUGGCUGAUUUGGACCUUGAUGUGACGCAGAAAGAAGGUCCCACUGCUUUUGUGUGGACUGCUUAGGACUAGCUUUACGUAAUUGCAUUUCUGGCAAGAGCUCAUACUUGGAAAUCACUGGAACUUUUGCCAGAAUGUUCUAUGCAUAAAAUGAAUGGGCAGAAAAUUGUGAGAAAUGCAUCAGUGGGUUCCUAUUGUGCACUCCAGCUGGCAAAGGUCAUUCAGUUAAUUAUAUGCCUGAUUUUAAAAUGUACAAUUAUAAAGAGUUUUACUCUGAAGAGUGUGUUCACCAAAUCAUCAGAAGCAAUACAGGGCAACAGUUCAGGAAAAAAAAAUCUUAAGUUAUUAUUUGAUGAUUCUUUUUGUUUUAAUCACAGUAAAGCACCAAGUUCAGAACAAUAGGUCAUAUCUCUACCUUGGGCAUUCAAUGCCAAUAGAAUAGACUCCCACAUCACCACAGCAUGGCUACAUAGAGAGUAAGGCUCUCUCUCAAAAAUGUGCCCUAAUCCAUUUUAGGAAGAAAAUCUCAUACUACACCAAUGCCUUUAGAGUUUUUAUUUCUCUUUUCCACCAAUGAUACUUGUUGGCUAUCCAAAUUAAAUAACGGUGGAAAACUUGGUACCCUCCUCUUUAUUGGCUCCACUUGACAAAUUAGUUCAGACCUAAUUGGAGCAGAUUCACGAGCCAAUUGAAUAUAUUAAGCCAGUUUCAUUGAACUGAACAUUGUAACUGUCCACUGGAUCUUCCACAGAAGGUCACAUACUCGUAUACACACCCAGUCACACACACUGGCACAGGCACUCUCACACACAAUGGGAAAAUUUUGGGGUUUUUGAUUUAUGACUGUAUUGUAGUCAUUUGGGACCAAGUGUUUCUACAAUGUAUGCAAUCAGAAUUCAGAGUCUAUCAAUUCCUUUUGGUUUGCUAUUCAUACAUAAAUUGUGGGUUAUUAAAAUUUUGGGAAAAUUAA
This is a messenger RNA of Carcharodon carcharias (great white shark), 3216 nucleotides long. It is a transcript of the gene chst6, whose product is annotated as carbohydrate sulfotransferase 6. Lineage: Eukaryota; Metazoa; Chordata; Chondrichthyes; Lamniformes; Lamnidae. The record is from RefSeq and is a predicted model, not a curated record. Gene Ontology annotation, molecular function: N-acetylglucosamine 6-O-sulfotransferase activity. Gene Ontology annotation, biological process: sulfur compound metabolic process; carbohydrate metabolic process; N-acetylglucosamine metabolic process. Gene Ontology annotation, cellular component: Golgi membrane. The transcript has 4 exons. Bases 470 to 1867 code for a protein of 465 amino acids.